This is a messenger RNA of Colletotrichum spaethianum, 1686 nucleotides long. Its product is annotated as sterol 3-beta-glucosyltransferase UGT80A2. Gene Ontology annotation, biological process: phosphorylation. Lineage: Eukaryota; Fungi; Ascomycota; Sordariomycetes; Glomerellales; Glomerellaceae. Gene Ontology annotation, molecular function: phosphotransferase activity, carboxyl group as acceptor; UDP-glycosyltransferase activity; kinase activity. The transcript has 3 exons. Bases 1 to 1686 code for a protein of 561 amino acids. The record is from RefSeq and is a predicted model, not a curated record.
AUGAACCAGAGGAUCUACUCCAAGGAGGUCCCGCAUUCGCAGGCAGGGUGGGCGCUGAAGAAGCCGAGUCGGGCGAAGAAUGUAUUUUCGUGGUGGAUCCAGGAUCUGAUGUUUCUCCAGGCGAUGAAGUCCGUCAUCAACGACGUCCGGAUCAACGUCAUGGGACUCGAGGCCAUGUCUCCCGCCUGGUGGCUGAGCCAGUACAACCGGAUGGGCGUUCCCUGCACGUACCUCUGGUCGCCGCUGCUGCUGCCGAAGCCGACGGACUGGCCGGAUAAUGUAAAUGUCUCGGGGUUCGUCUUCGACGACGCGCCCGAGGGGUACGCGCCGCCUGCGGAGCUGUUGCGGUUCCUGCAGGCCGAGGAGACGCCGCCGGUGUACAUUGGGUUCGGGAGCAUGUCGUUUGCGGACGCGCAGGAGGUCUUUGAGGGCAUCUUUGAGGCGGUGCAGAGGGUCGGCGUCAGGGCCGUUGUGGGCAAGGGGUGGGCGAGCCUGGACACGGAGGAGGUCAGCAAGGGGGCCGGCGGCGAUGACGGGAGGCGGGACAUGUCACACGUCUGCAUCGUCGACGAGGCGCCGCACGCGUGGCUGUUCCCGCGGGUCAGGGCCGUGGUGUGCCACGGCGGGAGCGGGACCACGGCGAUGGCGCUGCGGAGCGGACGGCCCACCCUCGUGGUGCCCGUCGCCGGGGACCAGCCGUUCUGGGGCACAAGGGUGUCUGCUGCCGGGUGCGGGCCCGAGGCCGGGUUUACCAUCGCGGAGAUUACCGGGGAAAAGUUUGAGGAGAGGUUGCGGGAGCUGCUCAAGCCGGAGUAUGCUGCCGCCGCAGAGAGGUUUGCGGAGGAGGUGAGGGGGGAGAGGCCUGGGGAGGAAGUCUGCGUGGACCAGGUCGUGGAGACGUUGAGCGUGUACGAGAGAGAGGGGAGGUGUGUUGUCUAUGACGGACGGCCUGCGGUCUGGAGGACGGCGGGAGGGCAGAAGCUGUCUGCUGUUGCGGCGCACGUUCUCGUCGAAAACGGUAGAGUGAGGAGCGAAGAGCUGAGGGCGUUGGAUCUGGUCAAGUGGCCCGACCUGGUGAGUCCCGGGGAUCCGGUUACUGGGCUGGUUCUGGGGAUUGGGCAGGCUUUCGGGAGUAUUGUGGAGGAUGGGAAAGGAGGGCACUGGGGAAAGCUGGGGCUGCACAUACUGAGAGUGCCCCUGACGAUCGUCGCCGCCCUCACGUUCGGCGUCUUCAACCUCCUCGACUUCAUCCUCUACAAGCUCGCGUCGCCGUUUGAGCCAAAGCUCUACGCGAGCAACCCGCGGCUAUACACAUAUCCCCAGAUGCUCCUCUUCCUCGUCUCCGCCCCAUUUUUCGAGCUCGCAUCCGUCGGUACUCGGCCGCUAGUCUUGGCACGGAAGAAGCGAAGCAUACCGCGCGUGGUCCUGGAGAUACCUCUGGCAAUCAUCAGGACGUUGCUGGCCCUGCUUAAUGUCGUUGCGGGGUUGGUGGGUAUCACGCUGAGGCAUCUCGAGAUUGCUUGUGCGAGGGCAAUGGGCGAGAGGCCGAAGCGGGACGUUGUUGCCGAGGCGAGGGUGAGGCAGGGGGGGGUUGAAGCGGAGGGGCUGAGGACUGAGGGAGCUGAGACGGGGAGGGAUUUGAUUGGGGAUAUUGUUAGUAGGUGGGAUGAAAGGAAGAAGACUUGA